CGGGCGGUAAACAUCACGAUUGGCUUCAAAGUUCUGCAAAAUCCUAUUGAUUCGUUUGAAAAAUGGCUCGUCAACUGACCAAACUCGGAUAUUUGGACGUUAAGAAAACGUUGUUCAUGCUCUGUGACUUGCAGGAUAAGUUUCGUCCUGGCAUGAAGAUGUUUGAUCCCGUGAUAAAGAACACCAGCAAAUUGCUACAAGCCGGCAAAAUCUUGGACGUGCCACUGAUCGUGACAGAACACUACCCCGAGAAGCUUGGUCGCAUCGUGAAGGAUCUGGACGUGGCUCACGCGAAGGGAGUUUACCCGAAGACGCUCUUCAGCAUGAUGAUACCGGAGGUGCAGCGUAAAAUCGAAGAACUGUACGGCCAGAGCGGUCCGGAAACGGUGGUUCUUUUCGGUCUCGAGUCGCACAUAUGUCUCGAGCAGACGGCCAUGGAUUUGCUGAGCAAAGGUUACACGGUCCAUGUGGCGGCGGAUUGUUCGGUCUCGCGCACCCAGGAGGACCGCAAACUUGCCCUCGAGCGUAUGCAGCAGUACGGUUGCAUCGUAUCCACUAGCGAGAACAUUAUCUUCAAGCUGAUGCGCGAUAAGCAGCAUCCGGCGUUCGAUAAGAUACGCCACCUGGUACGUGACCCGUCGGUCGAUACGGAGUUAGCUAAGUUGUGAGACAUUUGACGAUUCGCGAUUGCGACGCAUUGCCAUUGGGGAACAGGUUCUACGGGAAGAAACGGACGCAUUUACCUUCGAAAGGAACGCAGUAGUGUUAUUCUUUAUAAAAGUGGUUAUUCAAAAUAUAGACAGGUGAUUGAAUUUCUUAAUUCUUUUAUUUAAUGCAA
Molecule: messenger RNA, 838 nt
Organism: Anopheles coustani
Lineage: Eukaryota; Metazoa; Arthropoda; Insecta; Diptera; Culicidae
Product: isochorismatase domain-containing protein 1-like
Exons: 2
Coding region: 63-668 (201 amino acids)
Cellular component (GO): cytoplasm
Source: RefSeq, a predicted model, not a curated record